Desarmillaria tabescens is the source of this 723-nucleotide messenger RNA. RefSeq names its product putative methyltransferase-domain-containing protein. Gene Ontology annotation, biological process: peptidyl-lysine methylation. Gene Ontology annotation, molecular function: protein-lysine N-methyltransferase activity. The record is from RefSeq and is a predicted model, not a curated record. NCBI's taxonomy places the organism in Eukaryota, Fungi, Basidiomycota, Agaricomycetes, Agaricales, Physalacriaceae. Gene Ontology annotation, cellular component: cytoplasm. The transcript has 6 exons. The coding region runs from base 1 to 723 and encodes 240 amino acids.
AUGCUUCAACAACAAACAGACCUUGCCUUUUCGGAUGUCGUGGAGGAAACUGUUCGGGAUCCACAAAUCGGGGAACUCGUCUCUGCUCUCUCAGGGCAGGACUAUUCUGGCCAGGAAAAGACGAUGCGUCUCACGUUCAUGAAACCAUCGAUGGAACCUCUAGUCGUUACUUUAUCUGUGGAUGCAUCUCCUGGCUGUGGUGGGAUUGUCUGGCCCGCUGGACAGGUCCUAUCCAACUAUCUCGUACGAAGAGACCGUUCCUUCUUUCAGGACAAAACUAUUCUUGAGCUCGGAAGUGGAACCGGCCUCGUAGGAAUUGUGGCAGCGAAACUUGGCGCAAACGUUUGGGUCACGGAUCAAGCCCCGCUGUUAGAUAUCAUGCGGCAAAAUGUACUGAGAAACAACCUCAGUUCGCGGUGUACUGUUGCCGAACUGAAUUGGGGGGAUCCGAUACCAGCCGAUAUACCUGCACCGGACGUGGUUCUUGCAGCCGACUGUGUAUAUUUUGAGCCAGUGUUCCCACUCCUGGUCCAAACACUAUGCGAUAUUUACGAGAAGAAACCAGAAAUACUGUUUUGUUACAAGAAACGACGCAAGGCUGAUAAACGAUUCUUCGCGAUGUUGAAGAAAAAGUUCACAUGGGAACAGGUUAUGGAUGAUCCAGACAGAGAAAUCUAUAACAGGGACUCCGUUACGCUAGUGCGACUUUAUAGAUUGAAAUAG